CUUCGCUCCGUUUGGUGGUCCGGUUGGGAAGAGUAUCGACGUUCUCGCUCUGAAAGACUACUUCCCGAAGGAUUUCUGCAAGGAACAUGAAGACAUUGGCUUCACCAUCGACGCGCAGGACAUCCGAGCCGAACUCUAUCAGAAGGAAUUGAGUGCCAAGCAGGAUGAGCGGAAGCCGUACAAGCUGAGCUGCACACCAAAAGACGACUCGUCAGGUGACUGGCGCGUGACUGUCCCAGG
This is a messenger RNA of Amoebophrya sp. A25, 240 nucleotides long. NCBI's taxonomy places the organism in Eukaryota, Dinophyceae, Syndiniales, Amoebophryaceae. The record is from the annotation of a GenBank genome assembly.